CUUGCAAAAUUUUGGCGGGCAAAUUUGCUAGAAAAUUCAAACCCUCCCCCACUCCGAAACAAAACCCUAGGCCCCAUUUUUUUCCCUCCCUCCCUCUCCCUCUCUCUCUCUCUCUCUCUCUCUCUCUCUCUCUCUCUAGUUUCUCUCGGCGUUUGCCCUGUUGUUUCCUAGGGUUUUGGAGUUUUUCGUUUAUCGCCACUGCCAAUUAAUGAAAGCUGCUGUGGAGUUCGCACCUCUCUGAUUUCCCCGAUCCGUUGUCGGUUUCAGGGUUUUCGAUUCCUGAUUAUUUAUGGGGUUUUGAUGAUUUUUCUAGCUGUUUCUGGCCGGGAGUGACGUUGAGUCAUGUCGAAAUGGUAGGGGUUAUUAAGUUAUUUGAAUGAAAACUAAGAUAUGUUGAGGAAAAAAGGAUGAAAACUUGAAAUCACAGUACUCCUAAAGCUAGAGAAUUUUGAAACAAACAGGAUGGGAAAAGUCGCUCUGAAAGAUAAGAAAUCAAAGACUCCAAAACAGAAAAGGCGGAUGCGAAACUCAAGCAACAAGUAUCUGAAGCCAGGUGCUCUUGCUCAGCUUCGUUACAAUAAAGCGUUGGCCGCCAAAUCUUGUACAGAUCUCGGGAAGAAAAGGGUUGCUGUGUUGGAUGGCCCAGAGACAGACAAUUCGUUAGCGCUUGAGAACAAGGGUAUUUGUGGGAGCCCUUCGAUGUUAUCGCCUGAAAGGUUUGGGUUUAGUCUGGUGGCUGGACCAUUUGAUAUGAUUAACAACAGGAAUGAUGUGCUGACAACACCGAAAACCCCUUGUGCUGAAGAGUUCGAGUGCGACUCAAGGCUUGAGUCUCUGCCAAUUGAUUUACUGGUCAAAAUACUCUGCCACCUGCACCAUGACCAACUCCGAGCAGUUUUCCAUGUCUCCAAGAGAGUCAGAAAGGCUGUUGUGAUAGCUAGGCAGUUCCACUUCAACUACACUACUCCAGAUCGGUCUCGCCAAGAGAUGUUAAGGGCAAUGACUCCACUCCCCACAGAACACUGGCCUUUUCUAGGCAAGAGAGAUGGAAAGGGUAUCUGGAUUCCUAGCCCACACACCCCUAAAGCACCAAAGCAUGGACCCCGCCCGCCUACCCGUGUCAAGUGCACCGAGAUGCGCCAGAUUGCUGCUGUUCUUUUCCAGGAAUCCACAUUCCCUUCAAGAUACAUGGUGCCUUCUGUUUUAGCAAAGCCCCUAUGCAAAUCCUUGGUUUCCAAUCGGAAUCGAGUUCUAUUCUACGAGGAUGAGUUAUGUCAGGCUGUUGCUCAGAAUAAACUUCGUUGAUUUCUUCAUGGAGCAGUCUGAUUUAGUAUCGAUCUCUGGUUUUCGGGGUAGUUUUAUUUCUUAUGGAUCUCUAUUCCGAUGUGUAUAUUCUGCUUUCUAUAUCCUCUAGUACUAGUUGGAGUAGACUAUGGUUGCAAUUUUGCAGUUUUGGUGGAGCAGUCCUAGGCUAUAUUGGGAUUUCGGGCUUGCGGUAGAAAUUUGAAGGAUUGGGUGCUUGUUAUGCAAAUAAUGCAUUCAAACUGGUUUCGUGUAUAGUUAGUAUAUUUGGUUUUAGGAAAUGGUAGUUGUUCAUGGAACUCAGUAUUAGUAACAGAGUUGGUAUUAAUUUAUGUUAUUAUUAUUGUGCAAGUA
Messenger RNA from Rhododendron vialii, 1656 nucleotides. RefSeq names its product F-box protein At4g35930. Gene Ontology annotation, molecular function: protein binding. Bases 463 to 1305 code for a protein of 280 amino acids. The record is from RefSeq and is a predicted model, not a curated record. The transcript is spliced from 6 exons. NCBI's taxonomy places the organism in Eukaryota, Viridiplantae, Streptophyta, Magnoliopsida, Ericales, Ericaceae.